AUGAUUGUGGGGCCGAACCUCCGGAGCAUUAACCCUAUGUUGUUGGGUUAUAGCAUGCCAAGUAUGGUCAGUGUUAGUCAAAGUAGGCCGGAGAGCGUGAACAGCCUACCGACGACACCAGUCCACAGCAACUACAGCAUGGACGCCAAACGAGGCUCACCCCUGACGCACGCAGAGCGUACCGGGGCGCCCCCUGGCGCUGGCAAGGAUGCUGUGAAGCUAUUUAUUGGACAAAUACCACGACACUUGGAGGAGGAAGAUCUUCGGCCCAUGUUCGAGGAGUUCGGCAAGAUUUAUGAGCUGACAGUACUCAAAGAUAAGCACACCGGGAUGCACAAAGGUCGGUAA
This is a messenger RNA of Arctia plantaginis, 348 nucleotides long. NCBI's taxonomy places the organism in Eukaryota, Metazoa, Arthropoda, Insecta, Lepidoptera, Erebidae. The record is from the annotation of a GenBank genome assembly.